This is a messenger RNA of Panthera uncia (snow leopard), 4593 nucleotides long. RefSeq names its product cyclin dependent kinase 6 (gene CDK6). Lineage: Eukaryota; Metazoa; Chordata; Mammalia; Carnivora; Felidae. The coding region runs from base 1 to 513 and encodes 170 amino acids. Gene Ontology annotation, biological process: signal transduction; regulation of G2/M transition of mitotic cell cycle; regulation of gene expression. Gene Ontology annotation, cellular component: cytoplasm; nucleus; cyclin-dependent protein kinase holoenzyme complex. Gene Ontology annotation, molecular function: cyclin-dependent protein serine/threonine kinase activity; cyclin binding; ATP binding. The transcript has 4 exons. The record is from RefSeq and is a predicted model, not a curated record.
AUGGCUUAUGAUUUACAGCAGUUGGCAGUGGCUUCCAUGAUUUCACCUUUGCCUAGCUCUCACAUGUGGAGUCCCAAUCACUGCAGGUGCCAUCAGUUGUUUGAUGUAUGCACAGUGUCACGAACAGACAGAGAAACCAAACUAACAUUAGUGUUUGAACAUGUUGAUCAAGACCUGACCACUUAUUUGGAUAAAGUCCCGGAGCCUGGAGUGCCCACUGAAACCAUAAAGGAUAUGAUGUUUCAGCUUCUCCGAGGUCUGGACUUUCUUCAUUCUCACCGAGUAGUGCAUCGUGAUCUAAAACCUCAGAACAUUCUGGUGACCAGCAGCGGACAAAUAAAACUGGCUGAUUUUGGCCUUGCCCGCAUCUACAGUUUUCAGAUGGCUCUUACCUCAGUGGUCGUCACGCUGUGGUACAGAGCUCCAGAAGUCUUGCUUCAGUCCAGCUACGCCACCCCCGUGGACCUCUGGAGUGUUGGCUGCAUAUUUGCAGAAAUGUUUCGUAGAAAGUAAGAGAUGCCUUUUGUUUCACUCUGCCUUCCUUAGAAAGAGGCUUUUUGGUCUUCAGUAAUUUAAGUGAUAGCAAAGCAUUUCUGUUGCAAGUAAGCUCAUGCUAGGUCCAGAUCCACCUGCCUCGGGUACCGUGUCAAAGCCUGUCCUGGAGAUGCUGUCUCUAUGGUGUACUUACGGUGUAAGUCCUUAUGGUGUACUUUUGUAUGACUCUAGCUUCCAGCUCUCAGAAACUCUGUUUGGAAAGUAACAUGCCACUGUUCUUAUGACUUAUUUUUGUUGAUGAUGAUAGGACGUAAAAAUAUCCUCACGGUGGACUUUGUACACAGGAGAAGGACAAAGGCUGUUAAAUGUAUGGAAAUUUUGAUGGUGAGAAUAGUUGCUUAAACAGAAUGUUCAGAUUGAAAAGGAAUAGGCAAAGAAGAUGUCAGCACUGCUUCAGAAUACUGAAAAUGCUGUCAGAUGGAGGAGAGAUUAGACAUACCCAGGCACCACAGAGAGCAAGACAAGGACCAAAGAUACAGAAAUUACAGAAAUAAAGACUUUUGCACAGAAGUGGGAAAAUCUAAUGUUAGGCAGUCCCCUGAAGAGACGAUUGGGGUCACUGAAAGUGGUGUAUCCUCACUGGGUAUUCAAGAAGAAACUGGACCACCACACAUUGGAAGUGUUUGCAGUGGCAUUCUUGGAGUGGGUGGAUGGGCUAGAUGACCUCCAGAGCCCUCUGAUUCUGAGAGUCUAUGAUUCAUUUGAUUUUCAGGUCACAACAAGUAGCCAAACAAUACAACAAAGAUCUGCCGGGAAAAUAAUCCAUUCCCAGGCACGAAAUUCAGCAAAUCAAAAUUAAGCAGAGAACCUAAUCAUAAUCUAAUGACUCCUUGUUUUCUAUUUUCAUUUCCCUAUGUCCCUGGGAAACGUGAGUUGGGAAGCUGAGUAUAUUCCCGUUGCGCAUGUUAUGUUCAGAGUGUUGGCUACAUGAUAGCUCACAAGGAAGAGAAGUGCUUGACUCUUCUUCUGUUUUAACCAAAUUAAGUUUUAGUGCAUGUAAUAAAUUUGGGGACCUAUUUUUAGAAUUCAGCAUUUUUGUAUAUUGCUCACAGGAAGGGAUCAUGCCAAAGAAAUCAAAGUACAUAGAUGUUUGAUGCAGGCCUACUGUAUGCCAAGUACAGGACCAAACUUCUUCCCUUCUGUUACCUUUUUAUGCUUCCUUAUCAAAGAUAACUGAGAGGCACCUGGGUGGCUCAGUGCGUUAAGCGGCUGACUCUUGAUUUUGGCUCAGGUCAUGAUCUCUUUGUUCGUGAGAUCGAGCCUCACCUUGGGCUUUACCCUGACAGCCCAGAGCCUGCCCUGACAGCCCAAAGCCUGCUUGGGAUUCUCUCUCUCUGGCCCUCUCCUGAGCACAUGCUCUCUAAAUAAAUAAAUAAACUAAUUAAUUUAAAAAAAGAUAAUUGAGAUGCAGUGAUAAAUUCAUUUGUCUAACAUCAAGCAGCUAAAAAGUAGCAAGGGUAUUAUUCCAAAUGAAGUCUUGUGAGUUUUAAUCCAAUGUAGUUUUUCUACCAAGGAAGGAAGAAAAUAAGUAAUAUUGAAUUCAGCUGCAAUGUUUACCAAACAAGCUAAAUAAGUGGUUUGGAAGUGUAGUCCUUGGACCUAAGGCAUCAGCAUCACUAAGGACCUUGGUAGAAAUGCAAAUUCCCAGCUCCCCCCAUCCCUACCCCAGCCCACUGGAUCAGAGGCUCUUGGGCUGGGGCUCAGCAACUUGUGUUUUCACCAGCCCUCCUGGCUAGUCUAAUUCACCCUCCAGGGUAAGGACCACGGGGUUGGAUGACAAGAUCACCAGGGAUGAGCAAUGUAGAUGUGCAAUUUCCAGACCUCUCCCUUAGAGAUUCUGAUUCAUAACUAGGCUGGGGCCAGGCAUUCUUGUUUUUAAAAGUACCUCAUGUAAAAUUCUUUUCAUCAGACAAGUGUAGAAAACAUUGGGUUAAAGCAUUAUGGUCAGAACAGGAAAUAAUUUACUGUCAGUAUGGCAAGGUGGGAGACAAGCAGGCAUUCUAGUUCAUCCCAUAAAUAACUUCGUUCACCUAAGAGCUGAUUAGAGAAAUGUCUGUUAAAAUUACAUUGAUAUGUCCGGAAUUGUCCUCAGAUAUAAAGAUUGAUCCUGCUUUUGUAAUAAGGGGGAGAGUGAUCAGUUUUGGGGGUUUUGUUUUGGGGGGGACUGUUUGUUUUUAAGUAGGCUUCAUGCCCAGUGUGGAGCCCAGUAUUGGACUUGAACUCACAACCCUGAGAUCAAGACUUGACCUGAGAUCAAGAGUUGGAUGCUUAGGGGCACCUGGGUGGCUCAGGUGGUUAAGCGUCCGACUUUGGCUCAGGUCAUGAUUUCUCCGUUCUUGAGUCAAGCCCUGUGCCGGGGUCUGUGCUGACAGCUCAGAGCCUGCAGCCUGCUUUGGAUUCUGUGUCUCCCUCUCUCUCUGUUCCUCCCCCACUCACACUCUGUCUCUCUCUCAAAAGUGAAUAAAGAUUUAAAAACAAAACAAAACAAAAACAAAAAACGAGUUGGACGCUUAACCAACUGAGCCGGCUAGGCACCCCUGAUCGGUUUUUUUUCAAUAGUACAAGACUUGAAUACCAGCCACUAUUGAUGAUAAAACCAUUAUUUUUCUGAAAGAUGUUAAAAGAAAGAUAAAAUUUAAGAUAUGUAGUGUUAAGCAUUCACUAGUAAGGAAUUUGCUGUAUUUCUAAGCUAGUUGCUACCUAUGCAACAGUUGUAACCUGAAUUUUCAUUUUAUAGCAUUAAAGCACUUUCCCACUGAAGUGGUGACAUAAUUGCUAAUCUGGUUCCCAGUCUAGCUUGCAGAAUCCUAUAUAACCUGGGAUAUAUAUGAAACAUUAUUUCUACUAAUUCAUCAAAACCUAUUUUCCAUUUAUAACAUUUUUUUUCUACGGAAAAACUCAUUCUCUCUUCCAAUCCAACAUGACAGGGAUACCCGUCUCUUCACCCCAGCAUGAAGUCUGGGAAGGGGGACUCAAUGUUGGAGGCUUAGGGAAACACUGCUUUCAUGAUGGCAGCAACAGUCUGCUUCAGUUUACUAGGAAAGUGAGAUGAUGAGUAGAGACCCGUUGCCUUUUUAGAUGUGCACAAAAGAAAGUACUCUGUCUCUUGGAGCCUUGCAUAGAGGUAGUAAAUUGAGAAUUAAUUGCCUGAAGGAGGAAGCAAUAUCAGAAUCCAGGCCCAUGUGGACGAAGGAGAAUGAAUCCAGGCUUAGUACACACCAUUCACAGGGUGGCUGCCCUGUCUCCUAAGUAGUUCCUGCUUUGGCUUUGACCUUGAAUAUGGCCGUAGGAUCUGACCUUUGUUCCUACUCUGUUCUUGUUUGGUAUUUCCUAUGAUAAUACCAAGAUAAUCUGAUUGUGCCGGCUUCUUACUUAUGUCAGAUGAGUUCUGUGGUCCAGUCCCCAGCUGGUCCUGAUUCUGUCUUGAUUCCUGAGUCCAUCUUGACACACCUAUUGCAGUGUCCAGCUGAGAAUUUACAAGCCAUAGAUUCUGAAAGCAGACUCCCUCAUUACCUUAGGCUAACUCUAAAUCAGAGAAUCCUGGCAUGUGUCCACUCUGGGUUCCUACUUGUUAUUAUGGCAGUAUUUCCCAAAUUUUGUCAUCUUUUUUAACACUUUCAUGAUUUUUGCCAUAUCCUCGGGACAACUAUACUUACUUAAUUUUUUAACCUAAACAAUUUACCUUUUUUUUUUUAUUGGAGUAUAAUUGACAUACAAUAUUAUGUUAGUUUCAGGUGUACAACAUAGUGAUUCAACAUUCGUAUACAUUACAGAUCAAUCGCCACAUUAAAUCUAGAUCCUAUCUGUCACCAUACGAAGUUGUUAUGUAUUAUUAACUCCAGGCAUACCUCAUUUUAUUGUGCUUUGCAGAUGCUUUUUUUUUUUUUUUUAACAAAUUAAGGUUUGUGUCCUGCCCCAAACAAGUCUGUCAGCACCAUUUUUCCAACAGCAUUUGCUUACUUCCUGUCUCUGUGUUACAUUUUGGUAAUUCUUGUAAUAUUUCAAGCAUUUUAAUUAUUAUCAUAUUUGUUAUGAUGA